This is a messenger RNA of Naumovozyma dairenensis CBS 421, 1230 nucleotides long. RefSeq lists its product as uncharacterized. Gene Ontology annotation, cellular component: membrane. Gene Ontology annotation, biological process: regulation of peptide transport. Lineage: Eukaryota; Fungi; Ascomycota; Saccharomycetes; Saccharomycetales; Saccharomycetaceae. Bases 1 to 1230 code for a protein of 409 amino acids. The record is from RefSeq and is a predicted model, not a curated record. The transcript has a single exon.
AUGGCUUUCCACCAUGUGUCAAAUACAACAAUGGGUAUAAUAUUGUUGUCCAUCGUCAUAAUAUUAUGGGUUACAUCUUCUUUGAUAACUUCCACUAUCUUGGAAACAUAUCACUAUAAUAAACCAUUCUUAAUCACAUAUUUAAAUAUCUCAUCAUUCUCCUUCUACCUGGUACCGAGCUUACUCAAAAGAUUCAGAUCCAAACCCGCCUCAACAUUUCCUUCGGAUUGUGAAAAUAAACUAGAAUAUGAAUCAGAAACUUCAUCUUUAUUAAACUCUCAUGAUAAGAGAGAUACUGCAAUGCCCUUACAAAAAAUUAUUAAGUUAAGUGGAACUUUCUGUCUAUUAUGGUUCAUGGCAAAUUUUACCACAAAUUCAUCUUUAUCAUUUACUUCAAUCUCUUCUCAAACCAUAUUAUCAUCUACAUCUUCAUUCUUCACUUUAUUAAUCUCCUCAUUCCUUCAUAUGGAAAAAAUUAAUAAUUUGAAAAUAUUUGGUAUAUUAAUAUCAUUCUGCGGUAUAAUAUUAUUAACAAACUCAGAUAAUAGCAAUAAUAAUAAUAAUAACAAUACAGCAAUUAGUCAAAAUUCCAUCCUAGAAAUAAUAUUUGGAGAUUCAUUAGCUCUACUGGGUGCCUUAUUCUACGGAAUUUAUAGUACUUUACUAAAAUAUUCAUUACAAAAAAAUGAAACAAGACAACAAAGACAACAACAAUCGAAACAAAUAACGGAAAAGACAAAUUCUUUUGAUAUUAAAUUAUUCUUUGGAUUCGUUGGUUUAAUAACAUUAACAUGCUUAUGGCCAAUAUUAAUAAUAUUAAAUUAUUUCCAAAUUGAAACUUUACAAUUACCAAAUUCUAACCAAUUGAUCUUAUUAAUAAUAUUGAAUUGUUCCAUUAAUUUCAUUAGUGAUUUUUGUUGGGCAAAGUCAAUAAUUUUAACAAAUCCAUUAAUAGUUACCAUGGGAUUAAGUUUUACAAUCCCAUUAGCUAUGUUUGUCGAUUUCAUGUUCAUUAAUUCAUCAAAUAGUAAUUCAAAUUAUUCUUCAAUGAAUAUAAACUAUAUCAUCGGUGCAAUUUUGGUAAUGGUAUCAUUCUUAUUAAUUAAUUCCUCCUCCUGCUCCACCUCCUCGGAAGAAGAAGAACAACAACAACAAUUAAAUGACACUAACCAAACCAUCCAGCAACAUGAUUAUGAAAAGAAAAAUCAUUAUUUUUACAAUAGCAUUUAA